AGAUCCAUUUCCGGGUUGGCAAAAGGGGCGGCGGUGGCGAAAAGGAGAGCUUGCCGGGGGGGUGGCGAGCCGAGCGGGACGAGGCCGGAUCGGAGGUGGCGGAAGAUUUGCUCCCGGGGCAGCUGUGGCCAGGUAUAUGAGUGACCUAAAGCUGCAAACUAAAACGGAGAGAGAGCAGUGCCAGCUGCAAGCCGGGAAAGGAUGCCAAUUCCGCCUCCACCCCCUCCUGGCCCUCCUCCACCUCCCACUUUUAACCAGGCAAACACAGAGCCGCCCAAGCUGAGUAGAGAGGAGCAGCGGGGUCGGGGUGCCCUCUUACAGGACAUCUGCAGAGGGACCAAGCUGAAGAAGGUGACCAGCGUGAAUGACCGGAGUGCUCCGAUCCUCGAGAAGCCCAAAGGAAGCAGUGGUGGUUAUGGCUCUGGAGCAGCAGCCCUGCAGCCAAAGGGAGGCCUUUUCCAAGGAGGGGUGCCGAAGCUCCGGCCUGUGACCAACAAGGAUGGAUCAGAGAACCUCGGUAGUAAGCAAGCCCUCCAAGUUCCCAGUGCUCGAGCUGCUGCUCCGAGGCCUCCAGUGUCAACAGCAGGCGGGCGUCCUCAAGACGACGCAGACAGCAGCCGAGCCUCACUCCCAGAACUGCCCCGGAUGCAGAGACCCUCAUUACCGGACCUUUCUCGGCCUACCACCACCAGCACUUCCGGCAUGAAGCACAGCUCCUCUGCCCCUCCUCCACCACCCCCAGGGCGCCGUGCCAACCCGCCCCCUACACCUCUGCCUAUGCACAGCAGCAAAGUCCCAGCCUACAACAGAGAGAAACCCUUGCCGCCCACACCUGGACAGAGGCUUCAUCCUGGUCGAGAGGGACCUCCCGCUCCACCCCCAGUCAAGCCACCUCCUUCUCCUGUGAAUAUCAGAACGGGACCAAGUGGCCAGUCUCUGGCUCCUCCUCCUCCACCUUACCGCCAACCUCCGGGGGUCCCCAAUGGACCUUCCAGUCCCACUAAUGAGUCAGCCCCUGAGCUGCCACAGAGACACAACUCUUUGCAUAGGAAGACCCCAGGGCCUGUCAGAGGCCUAGCACCUCCUCCACCCACCUCAGCCUCCUCCUCUUUACAGAGCAACCGGCCGCCUCCCCCAGCCCGAGACCCUCCCAGUCGGGGAGCAGCUCCUGCUCCCCCGCUACCUAUGAUCCGAAAUGGUGCCAGGGAUGCUCCCCCGCCACCCCCACCGUACAGAAUGCUUGGGUCAGAACCCCCGAGCCGAGGAAAGCCCCCACCACCGCCUUCCAGGACGCCGGCUGGGCCACCCCCUCCUCCCCCUCCUCCCUUGAGGAAUGGUCACAGAGAUUCCAUCACAACAGUCCGCUCCUUCUUGGAUGAUUUUGAGUCAAAGUAUUCUUUCCAUCCAGUAGAAGACUUUCCUGCUCCUGAAGAAUAUAAACACUUUCAGAGAAUAUACCCCAGCAAAACAAACCGCGCUGCUCGUGGUGUCCCGCCUCUGCCACCCGCUCUCAGGUGAAGCCUGGCUUGGUCCUGUUCCUCAGGAAAAAGGUGGACCCUCUCCUCCUCUCAGAAGGCCCCUCCCACCCCCUGAAACCUGCAUGAGAGCUCCUAACGUGUUUCUCCAGUGCAGCCAACCUCGAGACUCCAAGCGUCCUCCCAGCUCACCGCCAUCUAUGCCUCUCAUCUGUGGACUUGGUGAUCAGACUCCUCCUACCGACAGUUGGGUGUCACACCCUGCACUAUCCCUCUUAGCCAUCCUGCUAGCCAGAUGAGGAAAAAGCUUCCAUGUCUCCUGCUUUCCUCUUGGGGAAAGGUGCCUUGUUGAGAUGAACUAACUCGUCAUUGGGACAGGGUGGGGAAUGGUACUCUUCCCUCCUUCUAAAUACUGUGAGGGAUGCUUUGCAGAAAUACUAAAUUUCAUCAAUCAGGAGGCUGGCGUGGCCAGAACUUCUGAGGGAUGGGCGUUUUUAGUGAAAUAAGAAAAGGGUUUGCAGAGAAGUGAUCUGUUUUAAAGGUCAGGUUUUGAAAAAGGACAAGGAAAUGGAUCUGCUUUAUUAUUAGGGAUAUUCUGGUUUUAUUUUCACCCAUCCCACAUUCCCACCCCAGCCAUAAGUUGGAUUUAAAUACUAAAUACUAAUCAAUUGAACUAAACAUCUAAUAAAAAGAGGGGGUGAGAUAAUCUGGGGGUAUUUUUAAAGCUAGUCCAUUCCUCUGCAGCAAAGGGACCAUGAGCCAUUUGAGUCCUCUGGGACUCCCUGUCCAUUUCCCCAGGUGCUGAGGUGGCGGGGAGCUCCCCUCGCCACCCAGCCCCUCAGGAGAAAAGUCGCUUUCAUUCAUUCCAGAUUCACACAUCCCUGUCACCUCCAGUGCAAGAUAGGGUCUGAGCCUUGAUCUUAACCUUGGCCUUGAGUCUGCCUCAGUCUUUUCUGACUGGCCCAAAAGGUUAGUGACCCUUAUGGUCCUGUCUGGAAACUUUAGCCCCUGAUGGAAACUCCAGGAUGAUAAAGAAGGGAAGGGAAGCCCCCUUGUGGAAGUGACCAGCUCUGUGGGCCAUGGAAGACUGAGACCUGCUCAUUCUGAAGCUCACAGCCCAUCUGACUGAGCAGGCUCUUUCUCUUCCUUUGGCCACCACCCUUGCCUCCCCAAGAUUGUGGAGGUUAACACAGAAGCAUAGAGAAGGGUGAGGAGGCUUGUGGGAAUAGUGGAAGGUUCCUCUGUACACACAGACUUCGGUGAGCAGUGCCUCAGGCCACUCAUCUUCCUUGGCAGCCAGAGUAUGCUGUUUCUUUGUCUUCCAGGUCUGGGUUAAAGAGGAGAGAGAAAGCAGAGGUUCCAGUCUGGGCAGGAGCUAGAGACUUCCCCUCCCGACAGCAGGGUGGGUGUCCCAGACUCUACGCCAAGCUGUCUGAUGUGCUACGGCCCCUGCCAGGUUGCAGAGCCUGCUCAACUUGGAGCAAGAGCAAGGAGGCUGUGGCUGACCCUUGAAAUGGAUGGGGAAGACAGUUAAAACUUCUCCUCAGCUCCGUGAUGAGCCGAAGUCACCCAUGCAGGGUCUGUUGCUUCUCAGACUAAGGGCCUGAGUGCGUUCCCAGAUGAAGCCCAAGUCUCCCAGUAGAGAGGAGGGAGGACUUAGUGUGGGUUCCUCUGUGGGAUGCAUCGCCCCUGCUACCCCUGCACCAUUGACUCUUGGGACAAGCCGUGAUUGGGGCUGUUACCAAAUGCAUUCCAGUCAUUCUUUAUCAUUCUUCCUUUCAGAUCUGUUAGAUGUGAGCAGAGCUGAGGCAGGGGACCCUAGUGGAGGGAAAGGAGAGGACCAGUUGACACUGCAGCAGCAUUCCAGGGUAGAUGCUGACCGGUUACUGAACUUGGACUGUGAAGUCUUCCCAUUUGUUUUUGAAAUGGGAGUUGAUGCCUUUUGUACAAUGUUAUCAAAGUGUUUUUUUUUUUUUUCCCCUUUUACUCAAACUUGAGCAUCAAAAUUAGUAUCACAAGUAACAACCAAACCCCAACUUUUCAUUGGGGCUGAGACCUUCCUCUCCUGACCUGCUGACCCCCCUGGCAUUUGGACUGUGUCAUGUGGGUGCUGGUUGUGUUUUCACUUUCCUAGCCCUGUGAGAACAGACGGGGGCCUGGCUAGAAUCAGCUGGGUUUUCUUCAGAGCAUGUUGACGACACAGCACCUUUUUAAAUGUCUCUGCCUUACACAUCACUUGGUUCUUCUGUUAAUAGCAAAUUAUCAUGUAUAUUUACUGUUGACAAAACAGGAAUGUGAUCCUCAUAGUUACUGAUCUAUUUUGUAUGUUGUGAAAAGCUUGUAAUACAGAUUUAAGGUGGGCUGGCUGCAGGAGCACUUAAACUUCUCACCUUUAAACUGCUCUCUCUACCUGCUGUGGGAUUUCGCCUCUUCAGUGGGAGAUUGGGUGGCCUCAUGUUGAGGCUGCUGCCUAGCCCUCUUAACCCUCUUCUCCUGUCCCAGAAGGAAGAGACAUUGUCCAACUAAGCACCAGGAAGCUGUGUGAAAAGCCCUUGUGUGGGGUUGGCUUUAUGAUGUUCUUCCCUAGUGGGAAAAACUGAAUAGGUGUUUCUUACUCUCCUAUCUGGGGAGCAGGGCAGUGGCCUCCACAUUUUUAAAUGAGCGAGAUGCCCCACUUCCCCCUGUUCUGUGGUCACCAAGCCUGUGUCACAGCACUUUGCUGUUCCAGGUGUGGUUCUCUCUGUCGUGGGGUUUCCUUUAACUGCACAGCCCUGUUAUUUUCACGACCAGGGCCUGCAGAGCUUCGGGCUGCCCCCUGCUCCCCAUGGACGUGAAGCUGCUGUCUGCAGGAACUCAUCGCAGUCCCCCCAGCUGGCAAAGGCGCUGGGGCAUCCGCUCACCCCGGGCUUCCCAACUUGAAACUCAGAUUUACCUCCAGGGAGAGGCGAGAAAAAAUUGUAAAUAGACUUGCUACAGAGCAACUCAGGGUUGGGGUGUGUUUUAAUUCUCCUGGUCACUUGAAAUAAUCUGUAGGUGAGUGCUUAUGGGAGUGGGGGAGAAGUAUGACUCCAGGGUCCUUCCCUUCUGCAAAGCUCUGGGGGUGGAGUACAGGCACUACACUGAGCUGUCUGUCCUGAAACCCCAAUGCUGGUCAGCAGCAAAUCAGAUUCUUCACAGUCCAAGUCGUCGUCUUUCUCUGUUGCAUCUCAGUCCUUGGCUGUGUAGUCAAGGUGGCUCUCUGGAAGCCACCCUAACUUAGGGGAUGGGAGGCAUCAGAACUCUACCUUCAAGAUUCAUCUCUUAACAGUAAAAUGAAAACAGUCACAGCCACCUUCAAAACACAUACAACAAAAAAGGAUCGCUGUUUAACUGAAGGAAGGGUUUGGUUCCAUUCAACUCCACGGUCAUUGUGCCUUUACUUGUGUUAGAUUCUGUGCUUUCUCCCUCUCUCCCUCUUUGAAGCAAUUAAAACUUCCUUGAUAACUGCCGUUUCCUUCUUUCUACUCUUGUUUCUAAUAAUUUAGUGGGCUCCCUCUCUAGUUGUCUUAAAUCUCAUUCCAGUGGCGGCCGAGGGGCCUAGCCGCCGCCUCUCUGACCUUUGUUUUUUCCCGUGACGACCAGCGUGGAAGUCAUAGUCAACACUGAAUAAAAGACUAGAAUGGCAGGUGUGCAGAGAGAGCCUGUGUGUGUGUGUGUGUGCGCGCGCAUGCAUCUUGCAUGUGGAUUAGGUCCUUUAAGAAAAUAAUUUAUUGUAUGAUUUAUUUUGAAGUUAUAUUCUGAGUACAGUGUUCCUUCUCCCAAUCAGCAUUGAUUCCCCCCCACACACCCCCUGACCCACACCCCCACUGUAUGAUCUAGUCUCAGGUUGCAUUCUUUGGUACAGUUCUUUCUUCUGGUUGCCAUGCAGUUUAAUUAAACCUUGCUUUAAAACAAAAACAAACAACUGAAAACCGUGUGCUCUUGUCUGGAAUUCCGCCUCCAGUGGUGGCGUGUAGAGGGGAGGACGUGUUGCCCCAGGUUGGUGUAGUGGUUUGACGCCAGGCCUCUGAGCAAGUGGAUGCCCAGAUGUGGGCGAAACCUCUGCCGAUGCCCAGGAUUUUAUCUUCUGCCUUGGUUUGAAAAUCCCAGUGGUGCUUAGCCGUGCCGACGGACUGGUGCUGAUAGACUCGGUCACUGUUUCACACCUGCCGCCUCACCAUGAUUAACCCAUGAUUUCAGGAACCCAGGAGACCCUCUGGCCUCGUGUCCCUCACAUCUCCUGUCUGUAGACCUGUGUUGCGUGGCAAAUGUUCAAUUGAGGAGCGGAAGAAAGGUGGGGCGGAGCGUGCACUGUGCAGCUAUUUUUAUGCGAGUAUCGCCUGUUUCCCUGCUUUUUAGGUUGAAAUCUUAACUGGUUUCCUUGAACUUUGACUUUAGGUGUGGAAAUUGACCCACACCCUUCUGCUUGCCGUGGUCAGCCGACAUUAUCACCACUAAGACUUAAUGAGCUUAACUUGCACUUUCAUCACUAGCUAAGGUCUUGAAAUUAUUUCCCAUACUGAUUCAUAAUCGGUGUGUGUAUGAAUCACGCUCAUGUAAUUUAGAUAUAAAAACCUAUGGGAGGGAGGAGGGGGGCCUCCUUUCAUUUUCAUCCAUACUUGCCAAAUUGGCUGAAUUCCUAAUGAU
Messenger RNA from Condylura cristata (star-nosed mole), 6140 nucleotides. It is a transcript of the gene WIPF2, whose product is annotated as WAS/WASL interacting protein family, member 2. The record is from RefSeq and is a predicted model, not a curated record. The coding region runs from base 202 to 1518 and encodes 438 amino acids. The transcript has 8 exons. Gene Ontology annotation, molecular function: actin binding. NCBI's taxonomy places the organism in Eukaryota, Metazoa, Chordata, Mammalia, Eulipotyphla, Talpidae.